This is a messenger RNA of Chinchilla lanigera (long-tailed chinchilla), 4714 nucleotides long. RefSeq names its product PDS5 cohesin associated factor B (gene Pds5b). Gene Ontology annotation, cellular component: nucleus; chromatin. Lineage: Eukaryota; Metazoa; Chordata; Mammalia; Rodentia; Chinchillidae. The transcript is spliced from 35 exons. The coding region runs from base 97 to 4446 and encodes 1449 amino acids. Gene Ontology annotation, biological process: DNA repair; mitotic sister chromatid cohesion. The record is from RefSeq and is a predicted model, not a curated record.
GAUGGAGCGAUGGAUGGGUGGCUGUGGCGUCCGCGGGCCGGCUCUGCACCCUGUGUGUGAAAGAGUUUCGGAAGCUGUGGGUAAAGCAUUUCCAUCAUGGCUCAUUCCAAGACAAGGACCAAUGAUGGAAAAAUUACUUAUCCUCCGGGUGUUAAAGAAAUCUCAGAUAAAAUAUCUAAAGAGGAGAUGGUGAGGCGGUUAAAGAUGGUUGUCAAAACUUUCAUGGACAUGGACCAGGACUCUGAAGAAGAAAAGGAACUUUAUCUAAACCUAGCUUUACAUCUUGCUUCAGAUUUUUUCCUCAAGCAUCCAGAUAAAGAUGUUCGUUUACUGGUAGCAUGCUGCCUUGCUGAUAUUUUCAGGAUUUAUGCUCCUGAAGCUCCUUACACAUCACCUGAUAAGCUAAAGGAUAUCUUUAUGUUUAUAACAAGGCAGUUAAAGGGACUAGAGGAUACAAAGAGUCCACAGUUCAAUAGGUAUUUUUAUUUACUUGAGAACAUUGCUUGGGUCAAGUCAUAUAACAUAUGCUUUGAGCUAGAAGACAGCAAUGAAAUUUUUACCCAACUAUAUAGAACGUUAUUUUCAGUUAUAAACAAUGGUCACAAUCAGAAAGUUCAUAUGCAUAUGGUUGACCUUAUGAGCUCUAUUAUUUGUGAAGGAGAUACAGUAUCUCAGGAGCUUUUGGAUACAGUUUUAGUUAAUCUGGUGCCUGCCCAUAAGAAUUUAAAUAAGCAAGCAUAUGAUUUGGCAAAGGCUUUGCUGAAGAGGACAGCUCAAGCUAUUGAACCGUAUAUCACCAAUUUUUUUAAUCAGGUUCUCAUGCUUGGGAAAACAUCUAUCAGCGAUUUGUCAGAGCAUGUCUUUGACUUAAUUUUGGAGCUCUACAAUAUUGAUAGUCAUUUGCUGCUCUCUGUUUUACCACAGCUUGAGUUCAAAUUAAAGAGCAAUGAUAAUGAAGAACGACUUCAAGUUGUUAAACUGCUGGCAAAAAUGUUUGGGGCAAAGGAUUCAGAAUUGGCUUCUCAAAACAAGCCACUUUGGCAGUGCUACUUGGGCAGGUUUAAUGAUAUCCAUGUGCCAAUUCGCCUGGAAUGUGUGAAGUUUGCUAGCCAUUGUCUCAUGAAUCAUCCUGAUUUAGCAAAGGAUUUAACAGAGUAUCUUAAAGUGAGAUCACAUGACCCUGAGGAAGCUAUCAGACAUGAUGUUAUUGUAUCUAUAGUUACAGCUGCUAAAAAGGAUAUUCUUCUGGUCAAUGAUCAUUUACUUAAUUUUGUGAGAGAGAGAACAUUAGACAAACGGUGGAGAGUGCGCAAAGAAGCCAUGAUGGGACUUGCCCAGAUUUAUAAGAAAUAUGCAUUACAAUCAGCAGCUGGAAAAGAUGCUGCAAAACAGAUAUCAUGGAUCAAGGACAAAUUGCUACACAUAUAUUACCAAAAUAGUAUUGAUGAUCGAUUACUAGUUGAACGGAUCUUUGCCCAGUACAUGGUCCCCCAUAAUUUGGAAACUACAGAACGGAUGAAAUGCUUGUAUUACUUGUAUGCCACACUGGAUUUAAAUGCUGUGAAAGCAUUGAAUGAAAUGUGGAAAUGUCAAAAUCUGCUCCGACAUCAAGUAAAGGAUUUGCUUGACUUAAUUAAGCAACCUAAAACAGAUGCCAGUGUCAAGGCCAUAUUUUCUAAAGUGAUGGUUAUCACAAGAAAUUUGCCAGACCCUGGCAAGGCUCAGGAUUUUAUGAAGAAAUUCACACAAGUGUUAGAAGAUGAUGAGAAGAUCAGGAAGCAGUUAGAAGUACUGGUUAGUCCAACGUGCUCCUGCAAGCAGGCGGAAGGUUGUGUGCGUGAAAUAACUAAAAAGUUGGGAAACCCUAAGCAGCCUACAAAUCCUUUUUUGGAAAUGAUCAAGUUUCUUUUGGAGAGGAUAGCGCCCGUGCACAUAGAUACUGAAUCUAUCAGUGCUCUUAUUAAGCAAGUGAACAAAUCAAUAGAUGGAACAGCAGAUGACGAAGAUGAGGGUGUUCCAACUGACCAAGCUAUCAGGGCAGGUCUCGAACUGCUUAAGGUACUUUCAUUUACACAUCCCAUUUCGUUUCAUUCUGCUGAAACAUUUGAAUCACUUCUGGCUUGUCUAAAAAUGGAUGAUGAAAAAGUAGCAGAAGCUGCACUACAAAUUUUCAAAAACACAGGAAGCAAAAUUGAAGAGGAUUUCCCACACAUCAGAUCAGCCUUGCUUCCUGUUUUACAUCACAAAUCUAAAAAAGGACCCCCUCGUCAAGCCAAAUACGCCAUUCACUGUAUUCAUGCGAUAUUUUCUAGCAAAGAGACCCAGUUUGCUCAGAUAUUUGAGCCUCUGCAUAAGAGCCUAGAUCCAAGCAACCUGGAACACCUUAUAACACCUUUGGUUACUAUUGGUCAUAUCGCUCUUCUUGCACCUGAUCAGUUUGCUGCUCCUUUGAAGUCUUUGGUAGCUACUUUCAUUGUGAAAGAUCUUCUCAUGAACGAUCGGCUUCCAGGAAAAAAAACAACUAAACUUUGGGUUCCAGAUGAAGAAGUUUCUCCUGAGACCAUGGUCAAAAUUCAGGCUAUUAAAAUGAUGGUUCGGUGGCUACUUGGAAUGAAAAAUAAUCACAGUAAAUCAGGAACUUCUACUUUAAGAUUGCUGACGACAAUAUUGCAUAGUGAUGGAGACUUGACAGAACAGGGGAAAAUUAGUAAACCAGAUAUGUCACGCCUGAGGCUUGCUGCUGGGAGUGCUAUUGUGAAGCUGGCGCAAGAACCCUGUUACCACGAGAUCAUCACAUUAGAGCAGUAUCAGCUGUGUGCAUUAGCUAUCAACGAUGAAUGUUACCAAGUAAGACAAGUAUUUGCUCAAAAACUUCACAAAGGCCUUUCCCGAUUACGACUGCCACUUGAGUAUAUGGCAAUCUGUGCACUUUGUGCAAAAGAUCCCGUAAAGGAGAGAAGAGCUCACGCUAGACAGUGUCUGGUAAAAAAUAUAAACGUAAGGCGGGAGUAUCUGAAGCAACAUGCAGCUGUUAGUGAAAAAUUAUUAUCUCUUCUACCAGAGUAUGUUGUUCCAUAUACAAUUCACCUUUUGGCCCAUGACCCAGAUUAUGUCAAAGUACAGGAUAUUGAACAACUUAAAGAUGUGAAAGAAUGUCUUUGGUUUGUUUUGGAAAUAUUAAUGGCUAAAAAUGAAAAUAACAGUCAUGCAUUUAUCAGAAAGAUGGUAGAAAAUAUUAAACAAACAAAAGAUGCCCAAGGACCAGAUGAUGCAAAAAUGAAUGAAAAAUUGUAUACCGUGUGUGAUGUUGCCAUGAAUAUCAUCAUGUCAAAGAGCACCACAUACAGUUUGGAAUCUCCUAAAGAUCCAGUACUACCAGCUCGUUUUUUCACCCAACCUGACAAGAAUUUCAGUAACACCAAAAAUUAUCUGCCUCCAGAAAUGAAAUCAUUUUUCACUCCUGGAAAACCUAAAACAACCAAUGUUCUGGGAGCUGUUAAUAAGCCGCUUUCAUCAGCAGGCAAACAGUCUCAGACCAAAUCAUCACGAAUGGAAACUGUUAGCAAUGCAAGCAGCAGCUCAAAUCCAAGCUCUCCUGGAAGAAUAAAAGGGAGGCUUGAUAGUUCUGAGAUGGAUCACAGUGAAAAUGAAGAUUAUACGAUGUCUUCACCUUUGCCAGGAAAGAAAAGUGACAAGAGAGACGACUCUGAUCUUGUAAGGUCUGAAUUGGAGAAACCUAGAAGCCGGAAAAAAACAUCUGUCACAGACUCAGAGGAGAAAUUAGGUAUGGAUGACCUGACUAAAUUGGUACAGGAGCAGAAACCUAAAGGCAGCCAGCGAGGUCGGAAAAGAGGCCACACGGCUUCAGAAUCAGAUGAACAGCAGUGGCCUGAGGAGAAGAGGCUUAAAGAAGAUAUGUUAGAAAAUGAGGAUGAACAGAACAGCCCACCCAAAAAGGGUAAAAGAGGUCGGCCACCAAAACCUCUUGGUGGAGGCGCACCAAAAGAAGAACCAACAAUGAAAACGUCUAAAAAAGGAAACAAAAAAAAAUCUGGACCUCCUGUAGCAGAGGAAGAGGAAGAAGAAGAAAGACAAAGUGGAAACACAGAACAGAAAUCAAAAAGCAAACAGCAUCGGGCAUCAAGGAGAGCUCAACAGAGCAGAACAGAAUCUCCUGAAACUAGUGCAAUUGAAUCCACACAAUCCACACCACAGAAAGGACGAGGAAGACCAUCAAAAACGCCAUCACCAUCACAACCAAAAAAAAAUGUCCGUGUAGGACGCUCCAAGCAAGUCGCUACUAAAGAAAAUGAUUCAAGUGAAGAAGUAGAUGUAUUUCAGGGUGGCUCUCCGGUCAGUGAUGAUAUUCCACAGGAAGAAACAGAGGAAGAGGAAGUCUCUGCAGUAAACGUACGGCGGCGAAGUUCUAAGAGAGAAAGGCGAUGAACAAAUUUAAUUAACUUUCUUGUGAAAGCUUCGGAUAAAAUCAUUUUUUUUAAGCUUGAGGCUGAAUAAAGCUUUUGAUGCACAAAAUGAGACUGCGGAAGAGUGGACAGUGGUGAUCUCACCUGUUUGUGGUCACACUUUAGCCAUACAUAUGGUGAUAACAUGACUAUGGAGGCUUGUGAAAGUGUAACGUGCUAUGGCUGUGUAGACAUAAACUAAAGAAGAAACUUGUAAAUAUUCCCUCCCCUCCUUUUUUUUUUUUUUUUUU